Messenger RNA from Eurytemora carolleeae, 1883 nucleotides. Its product is annotated as beta-glucuronidase. NCBI's taxonomy places the organism in Eukaryota, Metazoa, Arthropoda, Copepoda, Calanoida, Temoridae. The record is from RefSeq and is a predicted model, not a curated record. Gene Ontology annotation, molecular function: beta-glucuronidase activity; carbohydrate binding. Gene Ontology annotation, biological process: carbohydrate metabolic process; glucuronoside catabolic process.
AGAAGGAUAUCUCCGAGAUAGGGAUUUAAAUCAGUUCGGUCUAUCUCCAAGAGUGGGACUUCAAUUAAGUUAAAUAAAUUAAACAAACAUAAAAAAUUAAGUUUAAUAUAGUUAUUCUACUAUUUAUGUGUUUGACUAAAUUGAUACAAAAAUGAAGGCUUUAAUUCUACUCCUGGUGAUGCAGUAUGCAAGCUGUGGACUCUAUCCCAGGGAUUCAUCCAGUAGAGAGUCAAAAAGUCUAGAUGGGAUCUGGAGUUUUAAACUCUCGGAUAAGAUGGAUCCAGAUGUUGGGUUUAGAGAAGAAUGGUACCAAGCUCCCCUGGACUUAAAGAAUGAUGUAAUACAUAUGCCUGUACCCUCUAGCUACAAUGAUAUCACAGUAGAUCCCAAUAUAAGAGAUUAUGUUGGCUGGGUUUGGUAUGGAAGAAGGUUUUUUGUUCCUCAGUCCUGGAGGGAACAAAGUGUAUUUGUCAGGUUUGGAUCUGUUCACUACACUGGAGCUGUGUACGUGAACGGGCGCCAUGUUGGAUCCCAUAGUGGCGGCCAUCUUCCUUUCUCAUUUAAUCUGUCAGCUGUUCUUAACUUUUCACAGGAAAACUGGAUUACAGUUGCGGUUAAUAAUACUUUAACAAGGUAUACGGUUCCCCAAGGGAGUGUAGUUUGGAAGAAUGAUGAUGAUAAUUAUUCACCUGGAUAUUCUACACUAGAGAUUGGAUUUGAUUUCUUCAACUACGCUGGUAUUCAUCGGCCGGUCAUUCUCUACACUCUACCCAGGGAUCUUUAUGUAUCUGAUAUAACAACAUCAACGCUAGUAUCCAGUGACCACCUUCUCGCCACUCUAACUGUAGAUGUGGAAUUUACUCUGGCAGCUGGCAGCAAGCAACAAGAUGGUGUUCAAUGUGAUAUUAAAUUACUUGAUAAAUCUGGAGUAGUGGUUGGAGAUCUGCACUCAUGUCAAGGAGAUAUUAAAAUAAAGAACCCUGCUCUCUGGUGGCCGUAUCUCAUGUCAGAGACUCCAGGAUAUAUGCAUCAACUGUUGGUGACUGUGUCUCAUGUUAGAUACGGUUCUGAUGUUUAUCAAUUACCCAUAGGGCUUAGAGAGGUGAGCUGGGGGUCAUCAGCAUUUCAAAUCAAUCAUGAGAACUUCUAUUUCACAGGAUUUGGAAGACAUGAAGAUUCAAACAUUAGAGGGAAGGGGCUUGAUCUGCCCUUAGUUCUCAGAGAUUACAAUUUGAUAAAAUGGAUUGGAGCCAACUCCUACAGGACCUCCCACUAUCCCUACGCAGAUGAGAUUAUGGAUUUAGCAGAUGAAAACGGGAUUGUUAUUAUUGACGAAUGUCCUGCGGUGGCGCUGGAUCAUUUUGAGGAUGAACUGCUGGUGAACCAUCUAAAGUCUCUGAAGGAACUAGUGGAUCGGGAUAAGAACCGACCCAGUGUUGUCAUGUGGUCAGUAGGAAAUGAACCAAAAUCUUACAGAAACGAUUCUGGAAUAUAUUUUGAGAAAGUUUACAACUUUACCAGAUCUUUGGACGGAACUCGAGCAAUUACACUGGUGAUCAAUGCUGAUUAUAAAACAGAGCAGGCUAGCCAACAUUUUGAUGUUAUUGCAAUAAAUAGAUAUUUUGGUUGGUACAGUGAUACUGGGCAUCUGGAAGUAAUAUAUAAACAUAUGCUUAAUGAUCUCAAACAUUGGAGAGAAUCUAGAGGUAAACCCGUAAUGGUCACAGAAUACGGAGCCGACACUGUCCCAGGAAUCCACACCCUACCUGCAGUUGUGUUUUCAGAAGAAUAUCAAAUUCAACUGAUGAAAGAAAAUUUUAAGGCAUUCGAUGAAGCAAAAGCUGAAGGGUGGUUCAUUGGAGAAAUGAUUUGGAACUUUGCAG